AUUCGAAUUUAGUCUCUGAACAAGAUGCGUCUACCUAUACGGCAGCUUGUGAUAGUAGCCUGUCUUUUUAUUGGGAUUAUCCGGACGGAAUCCGGACGCUUACUGGAAAACGACUGUGGAACCACGAGCAGUAAUGGUUAUAGAGCGCGAAUCGAUGGAGGUAGAGAUGCUGGCAUGGAAUCGAAUCCCUGGAUGGUCAGAGUAAUGAUUUCGGGAAAAGCAGUGUGUGGCGGUUCACUUAUAACUGCUCGAUUUGUUUUGACCGCCGAGCAUUGCAUUUCCCCAAUGUAUAUGAAUGUGCGCCUGGGCGAAUACGAUACCCGACAUCCCAUAUUCGACUGCGAUGAUUUUGUCUGCACACCAAGGGCCUACAAUGUGGACGUGGAUAGGAAAAUUGUUCAUAGUAAUCCAGGAUAUGAUAUUGGUCUGUUGCGAAUGCAAAGGAGUGUGAUAUUCUCAAACUAUGUCAGACCAAUCUGCUUGAUUCUGGGCAAAACGUUGGGUGGGAACCCACUCUCAAUAUUACGCUUCAAUUUCACCGGAUGGGGUACAAAUAGUGAUGGAGAAGAGCAAGAUAGGCUACAGACUGCCACCCUGCAACAAUUACCUCAAUGGAGUUGUGAAAGACCUGGAAGACCUCUCGAUAUAUCCUAUAUAUGUGCCGGCAGUUAUAUCAGUGAUUCGUGCAAAGGCGAUUCGGGAGGUCCUUUGAGCGCAAUUCGUACAUUUGAGGGGCAGGGAAGGGUCUUCCAGUUCGGUGUCGCUAGCCAAGGACUUCGGUUGUGCAGUGGCUUGGGAAUUUACACCAAUGUCACACACUUUACGGACUGGAUAUUGGAUGUUAUUCAAAACCAUUCAGACGACUUUGAAUGAGAUCAAAAUAUGUUGCUUAAUAACAAUAUAAUGUUUUAGCGUAUAUAUUUUGGCUAUCAAUAUCAUAGUUUCUUGUUGGUUUUGGUUUUUUU
Drosophila melanogaster (fruit fly) is the source of this 965-nucleotide messenger RNA. RefSeq lists its product as uncharacterized. Gene Ontology annotation, molecular function: hydrolase activity; peptidase activity; serine-type endopeptidase activity. The transcript is spliced from 4 exons. The coding region runs from base 25 to 873 and encodes 282 amino acids. Gene Ontology annotation, biological process: proteolysis. The record is from RefSeq and is marked reviewed. NCBI's taxonomy places the organism in Eukaryota, Metazoa, Arthropoda, Insecta, Diptera, Drosophilidae.